AUGGGUCACCCGGCCGGUCUUCGCGCAGGCACUCGCUAUGCCUUCUCUCGGAACUUCCGUGAGAAGGGUAUGAUCAAGCUGUCUACCUACCUCCGACAGUACAAGGUUGGCGACAUCGUCGACAUCAAGGCGAACGGUGCUGUUCAGAAGGGUAUGCCUCACAAGGUCUACCACGGCAAGACCGGCGUCAUCUACAACGUCACCAAGUCCGCCGUCGGCGUCAUCAUCUACAAGAAGGUCAAGCACCGGUACAUCGAGAAGCGCGUCAACCUCCGGAUAGAGCACGUCUCGCCCUCCCGAUCCCGCGAGGCCUUCCUGCGAAGGGUCAAGGAGAACGCCGAGCUGAAGAAGAAGGCGCAGGCCGAGGGCAAGCACCUGCAGCUGAAGAGGCUGCCCGCCGCUCCCCGGGAGGCCAGGACCGUCUCGAUCAAGGACAACAAGCCCCUGACCGUCGCCCCCGUCGCUUACGAGACCACCAUCUAG
Molecule: messenger RNA, 483 nt
Organism: Thyridium curvatum
Lineage: Eukaryota; Fungi; Ascomycota; Sordariomycetes; Thyridiales; Thyridiaceae
Exons: 3
Coding region: 1-483 (160 amino acids)
Biological process (GO): translation
Cellular component (GO): cytosolic large ribosomal subunit; ribosome
Molecular function (GO): structural constituent of ribosome
Source: RefSeq, a predicted model, not a curated record